Coccidioides posadasii C735 delta SOWgp is the source of this 2402-nucleotide messenger RNA. RefSeq lists its product as uncharacterized. Lineage: Eukaryota; Fungi; Ascomycota; Eurotiomycetes; Onygenales; Onygenaceae. The record is from RefSeq and is a predicted model, not a curated record. Gene Ontology annotation, molecular function: protein binding.
GCCAGUCCUCAGUUGAUGGACGAUUACUUCUGUGCCUUGUAGGAACAGGUAAAUCUUUUCUUUCUCUUUCUUCUUCUUCUUUUUUUAAACUUUGAAAUCUCCUGAUCUCGAAUACGAUACGAUUCCCCGUGCUGCAACCAAAAGCUCAUUCUACGAGUUGCAGUAUAGAUGGCACGAUGUUAUCCGAUUCAUGUCUUUCAUUAAUUGCUUGGAAAGGCACAAACAACUCGGCUCUAAGACCUCUUGCAACAUAUUCAUCAGUUCCAAGUCAAUGGGACACAUGCGUUCCCAUUCAAACCAGCUUUCCGGCACGCGACUGUUGCGCAAACGGCCCAGGCUUUGUGUCCUCUCCCUCGCUGAUAUUUUCAUCAGUUCCCUUGUUAUAGCAGGAUAUUGCAAGAAGCAUUCCCCUUCUACUCGACGAUUUUUCUCGGAUUCGUCCAAUCCUCUUUCCGCCGCAAAAGCCGCCCAUGUGCUGGUAUCGUCCGAAUCGACAGAUGGCCGAGGACCGCCGACCACCCCUGCUCAGAGAGUAUACCUUGAGCCACGUCCCGUCCCCGGACUGAACAGCUCUGAGGCAUCCAUAUAUCGAUCUCUCAAAUCGGAGUUACCGCCCGACGCACCUCUAAAUCCGAAGGCGUAUUUGGCUGCAAAGCGAACCCCCCAUCCCAACUACAGGCAAUUAUUCGAUUUUUUCCACAGAACCCUUGGCUAUGAGGAGGGAACAAAAGGCUUGAUGGUUGCUCUGUCCAAUCCGAAUUCAGACAUGCGUGUUUUUGGAAGUCAAAUGUCGGAUGGUGUUGAAGAUGACCUGGAAACCCCAGGGGUUAAACGCCUCAUCUCCCUUUUGGGGAAAGAUUCGGUCUCAAACAGGACGCUUUUCCGCGCAUACCGACGCCUUCCGUCACCAAGAAUAUCCUGCCUUUCUUACUGGAGUCGCAAGAUCCUACUCCACCGAUUUGCGAACCCUCCCCGGCGGCACCCCCAUGACUCCAUGCGUUAUCUUUCUAUCAUCGAAGACAUGUGUGAAGCAUCUCUCCCCUUAACCCCCUCUCUUUGGACAGCCGCGAUUGCUCUAGCAGGCAAGAGCUCCGACAAGGUAUCAAGGACUUCUUUUCGAUCCGCGCUUGGUGUUUGGCGACGCAUGGAAUAUGAAGGCAAGGUGACAAGCAACAGCCUUGUUUUUAACAUGCUCUUUGAUCUUGCCAUAAAAGCUGGCCAGUACAAGGUUGCGGAUAAAAUCAUUUUAGAGAUGCGGCAACGAGGUAUUGAUUUCUCGCGGUUUGGCAGGGUGGCACAGAUCUUUUACUCUGGGGUACAGGGAGACGCUGCGGCAGUCCGGCAGGCAUAUCAUGACUUUGUCAACGCGGGAGAGCUCGUCGAUACAGCCGUCCUUAACUGUGUUAUGGCAUCCUUGAUUCGCACGGGACACUUGGGACUUGCCGAGCAAAUGUACGAUAAUAUGAAGAGUCUCCACAACAAGAUCGUUAGGGACCAACGCGAAUCCGGGCUGCCAUUGUCUCACUUACCAUCGAAUGAUUAUAUGUCCUAUCGGAAAGCAAGCAAGUAUAUCGGCCGCAUUCUCAGUAUGGCGGCUUUUUUGCAUGACAAGCUACCAAAGCAUCACCGAGCGCUGCAGGGGGCACUCCCCUUAGCGCCUGACGGGAAGACAUUUCAUAUAUUCCUGUCUUAUCAUGCAUUCAUAUCCGGCGAUCUUGAACGUUUCCUCAGUUUAUUACAGGACAUGGAAAAUACAUUCGAUUCUCCCCCACAAGGGAUGGUCUAUUUAUUUUUGUUCGAGGGAUUCGCAAAACACGGAAACAAAAGGAAGUCAGACUGGACUCUUGAGCGAUUGAGGCGAGCGUGGACUUCAUUUUUACGUGAUAUGAACGAAUCGGAACAGCGAGAUCUGACUCGGGUCCAACAAAGAAUUUCCAAGCUGGUAUGGGAGACACGACUAAAUCAACGCUAUCGUGAAUCUGAAGACACUUCCGAUGAACCUAAUCUGCGGCGAAUAACUACACACAAUGGCGAGAAUGAUCUGAAGACCUCUGAUGACAUCAUGGGCACCGGCGUCUUCAAUCCAUACUCCAAGAGCGAGGCUCUGGAGGCCAAUGGCUAUGAUGAUGACUAUGACGAUGAAGAGGACGAGUACUAUUACGAACACGGCGUUUUCCUUGGUCGAAGAAUUGUUAUUGCUUGCCUCCGAGCACACUCUGUUUGCGGUGGACCCAAGGCGGUGCUUGGUGUCUGGGACCAGAUCAAGCCUCUGUGGCGCCCAGAGGCUCAGAGAUUGAAGGAUAUUGUCGCUGUAAACAAAGUCCUGUACGAACUUUUGCCUGAUAAACGUCCCUAAGAUCUGACGAUAUUCCGAGAGCACAGUUGGGUUUGCCCUAUCUUGU